AUGUCUUCAAUUAUCGUCUCCAUCAAGGACCUCGUUGCGUCCAUCUUUGAGGUCAUUUUCUCCCUUUUCCACAGCGCGUUUGCUGUGGUUCGUGGAGUUUUCACCACCGCUAUCGACUUUUUAACUAGUGUACUCAAUCUAGUACUUGACACGAUCAAGGGUACAUUGGAAGCCGCAGGCGGAGUUGGCAAAUUUGUCAUCGGCAAUAUAUUCACUAUCGCGAUCAUUGGAAUCGGUGCUGUUGGCUACUUGCAGUAUCAACGUUCUCAAGGGCGCUCAGUCAAGGUUGGAGACAAGAAGUUGAACUAG
Messenger RNA from Penicillium taxi, 309 nucleotides. RefSeq lists its product as uncharacterized. Lineage: Eukaryota; Fungi; Ascomycota; Eurotiomycetes; Eurotiales; Aspergillaceae. The record is from RefSeq and is a predicted model, not a curated record. Bases 1 to 309 code for a protein of 102 amino acids. The transcript has 2 exons.